AUGACUGUCUUUUCUCGUCUGGUUCCAACCGUUGUGACCUCUUACAUUGUUCAGACUGGCUCGUUGUGUGUUCGUGUUUCCCCAUACGACACUGACAAUGAAAAGUACUACGACUUAGCGGGCAGUCUGGGUUUCAUCACCUCAACAUUUGUGUCUCUAUACUAUCCCUCCCUCAAAGCCAAAUAUAUUCGUGGUACGGCCCUUCCAAGUCUACUUUCGUUGGCGCCACGCCAGCUCCUGGUUACAACGGCACUGGGGAUUUGGAGCCUUCGUCUCGGAACUUUUCUUGCAAUGAGAGCUAUCAAGGCUGGCAGCGACUCACGUUUCGACGAUGUCAAGAGUCAACCGGGCAUUUUCACAUUCUACUGGCUUGCUCAGGCAACUUGGGUGGUUCUUGUUGGUCUCCCGGUCUAUAUGGUCAAUGUGAUUCCACCGACACUCCAUCCCCUCCUCGGAAUGACAGAUGUUCUUGCUGGUACCCUCUUUACUGGAUCGUUUCUGUUCGAGGUCAUUGCAGAUAAGCAAAAGUCAGCUUGGAGAAAGGCAAAAGAUAGCAAAGAGCAUGAAGAGAAGUUUAUCUCCAGCGGUUUGUGGUCGAUCUCGAGACAUCCAAAAUUCAGCUAUGUCGGAGAAGUCGGGAACUGGAUUGCAAUCUGGGCUCUUGCAGCUGGAAGCAUCAGAACGCCCAACUAUCCGCUUGGUACUCUGCUUUUGGCAGGAAUAAGCCCUCUGUUCACUUGGUUUCUCGUUCGCAAGGUCUCCGGUGUACCCCCCCUCGAAGCAGCGGGAGACAAACGCUUUGGUGGCGAUCCGAAAUGGGAGGAAUACAAAAAGUUUGUCCCAGGGACACGUCCGCAUCUUCUUCAAAACGCGCGACUGUGGACUGGGGAAAAGAACGGCACUCAAGUCUUGCUUGCUGAUAUCCUGAUCGACCGGGGGCUCAUAAAGGCUGUCGGGAAGUUGGAGGCACGUCUGCUUAAACAGUACGGCCCCGAGUUGGUGGUCAUUGACGCGGAAGAGGCAUGGAUUACACCUGGAAUCGUCGACUUACAUUCUCAUAUGGGAGAUUUUUCUCUCCCGUCGUUAAAUGGCGCCUCGGACGGGAACUCUCCCAAAGGCCUUAUUCUUCCCUGGUUGCGGAGUAUCGACGGUCUUAACACCCAUGACUUGUCCUACGAGACAUCUAUUGCAGGGGGGAUCACUACGGCGUUGGUCUUGCCGGGCUCUGGUGAUUCGAUUGGCGGACAGGCAUUCGUCAUCAAGCCCCGCAAGACUGAUGAACGGUCGACAACGGCCAUGGUCCUCGAGCCACCAUAUAAUAUCAACUCGUCAUUCCCUGUCGUGGAUGGGCCGCCUCGUUGGCGCCAUAUGAAACAUGCUUGCGGCGAAAAUCCCAGUGGCUGGUAUGGUGUUACCCGCAUGGACACCAUAUGGGCAUUCCGAGAAGCGUACAAUACAGCCAAACAAAUUCAAAAGAAACAGGACGCAUACUGUUCGCGUGUCAUGUCCAAUGACUGGGAGGGCUUGGGAGAGUAUCCGGAGAGCCUCCAGUGGGAGUCGCUGGUAGAUGUCCUUCGAGGCAAGGUUAAGGUCAAUGUUCACUGCUAUAUGGCUGAAGAUUUCGAUGGGCUUGUUCGGCUUUCAAACGAAUUCGAAUUUCCUAUCGCUGCCUUCCAUCAUGCCUCGGAGGCGUAUCUCGUUCCAGACCUCAUCAAGAAAACCUACGGUCCAACACCCGCAAUCGCCCUGUUCGCUACCAACUCUCGAUACAAGCUCGAAGCCUAUCGUGCAUCCGAAUUUGCACCUCGCAUCUUGGCAACGCACGGCAUUGACGUAGUAAUGAAGAGCGACCAUCCCGUUCUCAAUUCACGAUACCUUGUGUAUGAAGCUCAGCAAGCGCACUUUUAUGGGUUCCCCGCCAACUUAGCCAUGGCUUCAGUGACCACCACUCCUGCGCGAGCAAUGGGAAUGGACCAUCGCAUUGGAUUCAUUAGAGAAGGCUGGGAUGCAGAUCUCGUUAUUUGGGAUUCUCACCCUCUUAACCUUGGAGCAACGCCGAAACAGGUCUUCAUUGACGGAAUUCCGCAGCUCAAAAAUCCUCAUAUCGCACGCAAACCUCUGGCAUUCCAGAACCCGCCCAUCGUACCUGAUUUCGACGACGAUGCGAAAGAGGCCGUUGAAUACGAAGGCCUUCCGCCUCUGGAUCCAAAACCCAUUCGUGGCCGACCAGUCGUUUUCGUGAAUGUGCGCUCUGUUUUGGCAACCGACCUAUCCAACGAUGUCGAAGAAUUGUUCUCCGCCUCGAGCGAUGAUGUUCUUGGAACUGCUGUUGCUGUUGAUGGUCGACUGGUCUGUGUUGGCGAAUGCCGACUCGAUUCCAUUGUUGACGCCGAGGUCGUUAAUCUCCAGGGUGGAGCCAUCUGGCCUGCACUGACAACCUUUGGCGCGCCAUUGGGACUGGAGCAUAUUCAAGCGGAGCCAUCCACUGUUGAUGGCUCUCUAUUCGAUGUGUUGUCAAACGACGGUGUUCCAGCUAUCGUCGGUGGGAAUGGGGCAGCUAUUCGUGCAGUGGACGGACUGCAAUUCCUGACGCGAGACGCUUUGCUUGCGUAUCGCUCGGGAGUGACCACUGGCAUUGUCGCUCCGCUGCGUUCCAGUGUUGUCAAUGGUCUUGGUGUUUCUUUUUCUCUCGCAGCAUCCAACAAACUUGAACCUGGUGCCGUCUUACAUGAAGUUACUGCCCUCCACACAACCGUUUCACACCUUGUGUCUGGUUCUAUUAGCACCCAGAUCGCUGUCCUGCGGCGUUUGCUUCUGCAUCCUGUUCAUGGGCCUCUCAAAGGAUAUGUCCAACGGGUUCUUGAUGGCGAUAUUCCUCUGGUAAUCGAAGCAUAUGGAGCCGACAUUAUUGCAACACUCGUGCUCUUGAAGCGUGAAGUCGAACAAGUGACUGCAAAAACCAUCAAGAUGACCAUCACCGGCGCAACUGAAGCUCAUCUUCUCGCAAAAGAGCUAGGGGAAGCAGGGAUCGGUGUUGUGCUUGUUCCAGCCCGCGCAACUCCCACUUUCUGGGAAAAUCGUCGGAUUCUGCCCGGCCCACCGCUUACUGAGCAUACCGACCUAUCGAGGUUAAUUGCACACAACGUAACCGUCGGUCUCGGCGUUCUCGAAAUUUGGGAUGCGCGUAAUACGCGAUUCGAGGCUGCCUGGGCCCAGUACUCCGCUGGCGGGAAGAUUUCGAAGAGUGAAGCAUUUGCUAUUGUUUCUACCAACCUGGAGCGAUUAUUGUCACGCCCGCUGGCGGGACAUGACCUUGCCGUGUUGUCGUCCCGUCGCAAGCUUGUAGAUGUCUUGUAA
This is a messenger RNA of Mycena indigotica, 3357 nucleotides long. RefSeq names its product Carbohydrate esterase family 9 protein. Gene Ontology annotation, cellular component: membrane. The record is from RefSeq and is a predicted model, not a curated record. The transcript has 26 exons. Gene Ontology annotation, molecular function: hydrolase activity, acting on carbon-nitrogen (but not peptide) bonds. NCBI's taxonomy places the organism in Eukaryota, Fungi, Basidiomycota, Agaricomycetes, Agaricales, Mycenaceae. The coding region runs from base 1 to 3357 and encodes 1118 amino acids.